This is a messenger RNA of Monascus purpureus, 1556 nucleotides long. The record is from the annotation of a GenBank genome assembly. Lineage: Eukaryota; Fungi; Ascomycota; Eurotiomycetes; Eurotiales; Aspergillaceae.
CCACCCCCCUAUCGUAAUCAUCGUCGUCACCGUCUCUUUAUCAUCUCGCAUCACCAUUAUCCAUUGUCUCUGUCCUCUUCCUUCGAACCCAUCAUCCUGUAUCCUCUUCCUUCUCAUUGCCUUCGGCGCCACUAGUUUCCUACAUACAUCACUCCAUACUUUACCAAAGAACUCCCAAGAACCUCGAACGAAACACUGUCAACAUGUCUAACCCUACCACCAUUCCCCAGGCAAAUGGAAAGGCACCAGCUCAGGGCCCCGCAGUCCGUCAGCUCAAUUCCCAGAACGGCCUGGUCCACGUGCAACCAGCACGUCUGGAGGAUUUGCAGCCCAGAUAUGCCUCGCAGGUCCAGCAUGCUUCUGAUGACCCUGCUGCGCAUGGAUGGUACGCGGGAUUCAUGCACGGUCUCGGAGAAUUCAUUGGCUGCCUAGGCGCCAUUCCGUGCUGCAUCUGCUGUCCGAAUCCCUUCAAGCCUGUCAACCAAGGCGAAGUUGGCCUGAUCACAAAAUUUGGACGCUUCGAGCGUGCCGUCGACCCUGGCCUUGUCAAGGUGAACCCCAUCAGCGAGAAUCUCAGGACGGUUGACGUCAAGAUCCAGAUUGUCGAGGUUCCCCGCCAGGUCUGCAUGACCAAGGACAAUGUCACUCUCAAUCUGACCUCCGUCAUCUACUACCAAGUCACCCAUCCACACAAGGCUGCCUUCGGUAUUGCCAACAUACGACAGGCGCUAAUCGAGCGUACCCAAACCACUCUACGCCAUGUCAUCGGUGCCCGCGUCCUACAGGACGUGAUUGAACGACGCGAGGAAAUUGCUCAGUCAACCUCCGAAAUCAUCGAGGAGGUGGCUACCGGCUGGGGUGUCAUGGUUGAGUCCAUGCUCAUCAAAGAUAUCAUCUUCAGCGAUGACCUGCAGGAUUCCCUCUCCAUGGCAGCUCAGUCCAAGCGGAUCGGUGAGAGCAAGGUCAUUGCCGCUCGAGCUGAAGUGGAAUCCGCCAAACUCAUGCGCCAGGCCGCCGAUAUCCUCUCUUCCGCUCCUGCCAUGCAGAUUCGCUACCUAGAGGCAAUGCAAUCCAUGGCCAAGACCGCUAAUAGCAAGGUCAUCUUCCUGCCUGCAAUGAACCAGACCGUCAUGCAGGAAAUUGCCAACAACGCCGGGGAGGGAUCUAGCAAACCAUUGGAAACGCAAGAUGGUUUCCAGCAAGCCAUGAAUGCGCGAAUGGUUGAGACUAUAUGAAUGUUCGCCCUGUUGAGUGACCUCGGCAGUUCGAUAUCUCCUCCGAAAUAAUGAUUUUUACCAGCGGGUUAUCAAUUGCUGGUACUCCUGCGCUUUAGCGCACCCUAUACAUUGUCUUUGAUCUCCCUUUGAUAUUGAUUCCCCCGUCGAUGUUCCCGACGCUGCUUAAUACCUACUUGCUAGUAAUUUCUAGUGACGAUACCCGCUUUGCUAUUUGGUUGGAUGUUUUUGCUUUUUGGAAACAGAUUUAAUAAUCCCAUUUACAUUUGCUACUUGUUUUCUAUCCACCAGAAAAUUUUGUUGGACAAACCUUCAUAGUUA